GGCCAAACCCCACCUUCCUGCCUGCAGAGCCAGGGCAGCUGAGCUAGCUCUGCAGUCAUGAGCAGCGGGUAGGGAGGCUCCCAGGAAAGCCAGGAGAGGAGCAAGGGAAGCGCAGGCCCCGCUCGGGGAAGAGCCCACGCAAGGGAGGUGUUGAAGCUGGUGCCACCUGUACCUGGUCAGCUGCACUAUGAUGCCCUUCGGGGGAAUUGCUGCCCGGCUGCAGAGGGACCGUCUGCGAGCUGAGGGGGUUGGCAAGCACCACAAUUCCAUCAAGUACCUCAACCAGGACUAUGAGACCCUGAAGCAGGAGUGCCUGGAGAGUGGCACCCUCUUUGCGGACCCCCAAUUCCCAGCUGUCCCCUCUGUCCUUGGCUUCAAGGAGCUGGGACCACACUCCGGCAAGACCCAGGGGGUGUGCUGGAAGCGCCCAUCGGAAAUCGUGGAUGACCCCCAGUUCAUUGUUGGAGGUGCCACAAGAACAGAUAUCUGCCAGGGGGCUCUGGGUGACUGCUGGCUGUUGGCUGCCAUUGGCUCCUUGACCCUCAAUGAAGAGCUCCUGCAUCGUGUGGUGCCCCAUGGGCAGAGCUUCCAGGAGGAGUAUGCAGGCAUCUUCCAUUUCCAGAUCUGGCAGUUUGGCGAGUGGGUGGAUGUGGUGGUUGACGACCGGUUACCGACCAAGGAUGGGGAGCUGGUGUUUGUGCACUCAGCAGAGUGCACCGAAUUCUGGAGUGCCCUGCUGGAGAAAGCCUAUGCCAAGCUGAAUGGCUCCUAUGAGGCCCUGUCAGGGGGCAGCACCACAGAAGGCUUUGAGGACUUCACCGGUGGCGUGGCAGAAAUGUACGACCUCAAGCGGCCACCCCGCAACCUAGACAGGGUCAUCUGCAAGGCUCUGGAGAGAGGCUCCCUGCUCGGCUGCUCCAUUGACAUCACAAGUGCCUUUGAUAUGGAAGCAGUGACCUUCAAGAAGCUGGUAAAGGGUCACGCUUACUCUGUCACCGGCUUUAAGGAGGUGGACUACCGCGGGCGCCAGGAACAGCUUAUCCGCAUCAGGAACCCUUGGGGUCAGGUGGAGUGGACCGGAGCAUGGAGUGACGGCUCCUCUGAGUGGAACAACAUUGACCCCAGUGACCAAGCGGAGCUGCAGCUGAAGAUGGAAGAUGGAGAGUUCUGGAUGUCUUUCCGGGACUUCAUGAGGGAGUUCUCCAGACUGGAGAUCUGUAACCUCAGCCCUGAUGCCCUGACCAAGGACAACGUGAGCAAGUGGCACACACAGUUGUUUGAGGGCACGUGGCACCGGGGCAGCACUGCCGGGGGCUGCAGGAACCAUCCAGCCACAUUCUGGAUCAACCCCCAGUUCAAGAUCAAGCUCCUGGAAGAGGACGACGACCCUGGGGACAAUGAGUUGGCCUGCAGCUUCCUAGUGGCUUUGAUGCAGAAACACCGGCGGAAGGAGCGGCGCGUGGGGGGCGACAUGCACACCAUUGGCUUUGCUGUUUAUGAGGUCCCUGAGGAGUCCCAGGGCUGCCAGAACGUGCACAUGAAGAAGGAGUUCUUCCUUCGGAACCAGUCCCGUGCACGGUCAGAGACCUUCAUCAACCUGCGGGAAGUGAGCAACCACAUCCGGCUGCCCCCUGGCGAGUACAUCAUCGUGCCCUCCACCUUCGAGCCACACCAGGAAGCUGACUUUGUCCUGCGCGUCUUCACCGAGAAGCAGUCAGAUACAGAGGAGCUAGAUGAGGAGAUCUCAGCUGAUCUUGCUGAUGAGGAAGAGAUCUCUGAGGAUGACGUGGAGGACGGCUUUAGGACCAUGUUCAGGCAGCUGGCUGGAGAGGAUAUGGAAAUCAGUGUCUUCGAGCUCAAGACUAUUCUGAACAGAGUCAUUUCCAGACACAAAGACCUGAAGACAGACGGGUUCAGCAUGGAGUCCUGUCGCAACAUGGUCAACCUGAUGGACAAAGAUGGCAGUGCCCGCUUGGGCCUUGUGGAGUUCCAGAUCCUGUGGAACAAGAUCCGGAGCUGGCUGACGAUUUUCCGCCAGCACGACCUAGACAAGUCAGGCACCAUGAGCUCUUACGAGAUGCGCCUGGCUCUGGAAUCGGCAGGCUUCAAGCUGAACAACAAGCUACAUCAGGUGGUGGUGGCACGCUACACUGAUGCCAGCCUGGGCGUGGACUUCGACAACUUCGUCUGUUGCCUGGUCAAGCUGGAGGCCAUGUUCAGAUUCUUCCGCAGUAUGGACUCUGAGGGCACCGGGACGGCCGUGAUGAACCUUACAGAGUGGUUGCUGUUGACAAUGUGCGGCUAGGAGGAGAGAUGGAACCGUGCUGGCUGAGACGCCCUGGUGGGCUGGGCUGCCCCAAAGUGCCUCCCUCACCCCGAUUUACAGACACCCCUCCCGGCCCCUCUGCCUCCUGCCUGCGCCAGUCCAGCCUGAGUCUGCAGCUUCCUCCUAGCAAGAACUUUCACUCUAGCAUGCCCGUGGCCAGGCAGGGGGUUGGGACUCAGGAAGCAAGGCAGGCCAGAGGGGGACCCUUCUCCUGCUGUAGAUGUGGCUUACUCCCCACAACAGGAGGAUGGUGGGUAGGGGUGCAAUGUGUGUGGGCUUUGGACCAGCUACUCUGGGAGCCUGCAGGCCCAAUGGCCUGGCUACAGGAGGUGGAGGAGCCAGUACCCACCGGGGAUGGGGAAGGGAGCCUGCAGGUGCCCACUCCCUCUCCCUCCUCUACUGGCUCUUGCUGCUAAUUGGACUUUGCCAACUUUGGGUACUGGGAAUGGCCCCCUGGGCUGCUUUGCAUUAGUGUGGGCAGAAACCCUGGGAGGGUGGGGGUUGCCUGAAGCUUGCUCGGGGUUACUUAGAGAAAUAGGGUGGGGGCAUUGGCCAGGGGUCCCCUGGGUUUUCUUCCUGGCUGAGGGAGGGGAGCAUGGCCAGUCUUUGUGGUUAGAGAAAGACCCAUCCCAUCCCACCUAAGCAUUAGGCUGCUGCGCUUGCCACUGUAGCAUCCCAGCACUUCCCAAAGAUGAACCUGACCAAAGCAGUGAGCCCCUCGGGGUGAAGCUGCCUAGGUCCUGCCCUCACUGUUGCUAAUUCACUGCGUGGCCUUGGACCAGCCCCUCUCUCCUCCACACCCCAGCUCUCCAUUUUGGUUGCAGGAUGCAGUAGCUAGGUGCUGAAUGCUGCUUUGUGCCCCCAGGAAGACUCUAGGGGUUGUGAAUGCACAUGGCACAGCCUUACAGCAAAGCUUUGUGGCAUUGUUGCCCUGAAUACCCCACCCCCAAGUCUUGACAGGACCCAGGCCAGGAAGUCCCCUCCACCCAGCCAUUUCAUCCCUCCAAGAGGCUGCGGGGCAGUGUCCUCUCAGAGCCUGUCCUGUGGCGCAGUGCCCUGCACCACUGCCAAGCCAGCCUUGGUCCAGCUGCCCAGGACUAGGACAUCCUUUGGGCUGCUGUGUAGGGAGUAGUGGCCACAGGGCUCUUGUCCACUUCCUCCAGGAGAAGCAACCACUUUACACAUGGCCAGAGCAUCUACCCUCUGCCCUUUGGCCUGGGCUGAGCAGGAAGGGGCUUUGCCCAGCAGCAGUAGGGCUGGGACUGCCACUGGUUCAGGAUCCAUCCUGUUUGGCACUGCCCCUCAUGUUCUCCCAUUUGGCCCUUUUACACAGAGGCACAGUGGCCCCUGAAUGAGGGGUCUGCUCUCGCCCCCUUCCUUAAGCACCUCUACUCUGCUGCUGCAGGGUGGGGAGAGGGGGUGGCCCCAUCCUGAGCGCUGCUGUGUUGUUGAGGCGGGUGGGGUCUAUGGGUGUUCCCCCCCACCCCACCCAUCACCUCUGCAUCCCCGGAGAACAUGGCUGCAUCGAUAACCACUUCUGCCCCAACAGCAGACCUGCUUCCCGCUCACUGUGUACUCUGAGCAAUAAACAGAGAUCUCUACAAAC
Gavialis gangeticus (Gharial) is the source of this 3932-nucleotide messenger RNA. RefSeq names its product calpain 11 (gene CAPN11). Lineage: Eukaryota; Metazoa; Chordata; Crocodylia; Gavialidae. The coding region runs from base 188 to 2305 and encodes 705 amino acids. The record is from RefSeq and is a predicted model, not a curated record. Gene Ontology annotation, cellular component: cytoplasm. The transcript is spliced from 22 exons. Gene Ontology annotation, molecular function: calcium ion binding; calcium-dependent cysteine-type endopeptidase activity. Gene Ontology annotation, biological process: proteolysis.